UCUCUUCUUGCCCCAAUGGAGACGUUUGUGGAGCUGGACUUCUUCCAGGAGAGCUUCCCGUCGGAGCAGAAGUCCGGGGAGUUCCUGCAGGGCAUGAAUGGGGAGGAGUUCUUCCACGUGGACUGGGACAAGAGGCAGAACGUCUGGAGGCUGCCCAACAUCCCCAACUAUUUUGGCUUUGAUGCGCAGGGCGCUGUGGGCAACAUGGACAUCAUAAAGAACAACAUGAGGGUCCUGAUCAAGCGCAGCAACUGCAGCCAGACCCCCAACGCUCCUCCUACAGCAACCGUGUUCCCCAAAAACCCUGUGGAAAUGGGGGACCCCAACGUGCUCGUCUGCUUCGUGGACCAGUUCUUUCCCCCACUGCUGAACAUCACCUGGCUGAAGAACGGAGAGGAGGUUUCCCAGGGCGUGACGGACACAGACUUCUUCCCCAGCGCGGACAACGCCUUCCGCAAGUUCUCCUACCUGGCCUUUGUUCCGCAGCAUGGAGAUGUCUACGUCUGCCAGGUGGACCACUGGGGCCUCCCUCAGAGCCUGGCCAAGCUGUGGCACUCCAAGGAGCCGUCGCUCAUCCCAGAGACGAAGGAGAACGUGGUGUGUGGCCUGGGCUUGGCCAUGGGCCUCCUGGGCAUCAUGGCUGGCACUGUCCUUUUCAUCAAGGCCAGGAGGAUGAACGGCAUCAACCAGCGCAGGGGCCCCCUGUGAGUCCAUUGCUCAGAAGAAGGAAGGCAUCUUCUGCCCAAAAGGCUUUGCCAGGCGGUGGAGGGAUUAGUGGGGCAGAAGGUCUCAGAUCCCACUUCUCAGAACUGGCACUUAAGUUAUUUGGGACACAUUUUAGCCCCAUAUUGACUGAGGGCCACUCAUAUAUAAAAAGAAAUAAAUCAUCAAACAAGGAGUUGAGCCCAAUCCUGCUUCUUUGUCUCAUGUACCCAAAGGACACAGUCAUACUUCAAUAUUUUUGCAUGUCAAGCGUAUGUUCUAUUUUUAUCUGUGCAAAUUAAAUAACCAUACCUUGCUCCAAUCUGCCUAAAGGAACCCCUGGGAGUGGGACUGUAUGUGC
Messenger RNA from Hemicordylus capensis (graceful crag lizard), 1063 nucleotides. RefSeq names its product HLA class II histocompatibility antigen, DR alpha chain-like. The record is from RefSeq and is a predicted model, not a curated record. Gene Ontology annotation, biological process: antigen processing and presentation; immune response. NCBI's taxonomy places the organism in Eukaryota, Metazoa, Chordata, Lepidosauria, Squamata, Cordylidae. The coding region runs from base 16 to 708 and encodes 230 amino acids. Gene Ontology annotation, cellular component: membrane; MHC class II protein complex. The transcript is spliced from 3 exons.